Molecule: messenger RNA, 643 nt
Organism: Vidua chalybeata
Lineage: Eukaryota; Metazoa; Chordata; Aves; Passeriformes; Viduidae
Product: tonsoku-like protein
Exons: 4
Molecular function (GO): protein binding
Source: RefSeq, a predicted model, not a curated record
GGAAUUUCAGGCAAUUUAGGGGAAAAUUUAGCAAAAUUUGGGGGAUUUUGGGGAAAAUUGGGGGGAUUUUUGGGAUUUAUGGGAUUUUGGGGCUGUUUUGGGCAACCCUGAGGGGAUUUUGGGGCAAUUUUGGGAUUUUUGCAGAGGAUGAGGACGAGGAUCUCGAGGGGUACCCCAAAAGUGUCCCCGGGAGGCGCCGCAGCAACAAGCAGUGGAACCGGCGGAACGAGCGGGGCGAGACCCCCCUGCACCGCGCCUGCAUCGAGGGCGACCCCAAAAGGGUCCGGCUCUACCUGGACCAGGGUCACCCCGUGAAUCCUCGGGAUUAUUGCGGCUGGACCCCCCUGCACGAGGCCGCCAACCACGGGCACCUGGAGAUCGUGCGGCUGCUGCUGGAGCGCGGCGCGGCGCGGGACGAUCCGGGCGGGCCGGGCUGCGAGGGGAUCACGCCGCUGCACGACGCGCUGGCCUCGGGCCGCUUCGCCGUGGCGCAGCUGCUGAUCCGCAGCGGCGCCGACCUGCGCGCCACCAACGCCCAGGUCAGCCAGAGCGCCCCCCAGUGGGGAUCCCUGCCACAGCUGGGGCAGCUUUCCAAGGGAUUGCACCGGGGCUCUUUUAGGGAUUUUAUGGGAAUUUUUUCUGG